This is a messenger RNA of Oncorhynchus keta (chum salmon), 986 nucleotides long. RefSeq names its product endophilin-B2-like. The record is from RefSeq and is a predicted model, not a curated record. Bases 96 to 986 code for a protein of 296 amino acids. Gene Ontology annotation, cellular component: cytoplasm. Gene Ontology annotation, molecular function: protein binding. The transcript has 9 exons. NCBI's taxonomy places the organism in Eukaryota, Metazoa, Chordata, Actinopteri, Salmoniformes, Salmonidae.
UCCGGUUAGAAGAGAUGUAUUUUUAGAGCUGUCCACGGCUGCUAGACAACUAGCCUAGCUCGUUGCGCCGUAGGAGAUCGGCCGACCUUGACCAGAUGGACAUCACGAGGCUCGCUGUGGACGCGGGCGCGUUUAUCAACCGAGCUGUUCAGUAUACGGAGGAAGCUCUGGGACAGGCUGAGAAGACAGAGUUGGACAGCCGGUUGGUGAGUCUCCUGGACAGAGCAGACUCCACUAAGACCUGGACUGACAAAAUCAUCUCACAGACUGAGACUUUAUUGCAGCCUAACCCUGGAGCUCGUUUAGAGGACUUGUUGUAUAAGGGUCUGGAUUGGAGCGCCCCUGAGAGGCCAACCCCCCACGAGCUGCUGAGUGAAAACAUGAUGGACGCUGCUCUGGAACUGGGGAGACACACACCCUACGGUAGUACUCUGAUUAAGUGUGGGGAGUUGGAGAGGCAGAUCGGGGUGGCAAACAAGAAGCUGAUCCAGAGUACAGACAUCAACUUCCUGUCUCCUCUACGGAGGUUUACUGACCAGGAAUACACCGUCAUACAGAAUGAGCGCAGACAGCUGGUGAAUAAGCGGUUAGAUCUGGACAUUGCGAAGGCCAGACUGAGAAAGGCACAGGAAGCAGACAGCGAGGCCCGGGGUCUAAAUGCUAACCCAUUAGGAGAGGAGUAUGUAGCUCAUGUCUCCUACAUGUUCAGCUUCCUACGAGUCAGAUGGCUGAAGAUGUGGGCCCAGGAAGUCUCUCAGGCAGAGAUGGAGCUGAGGAUCUCUCAGUGUGUGUUUGACCGACAGUCAGAGAUCACCAGACUACUGCUGGAGGGAAUCAACACUACACAUGCUGCCCAUUUGAGAAGCCUGUCUGACUUUGUAGAAGCCCAGGGUAGCUACUACGCUCAGUGUUACCAGCUCACACAGGACCUACACACCCAACUGGCCUGGUGUGUAUCUGUGUGUGUAUCUGUGUGUGGCAACUAG